AUGAACAUCGCAAGGAGAAGAGGCUUUUACAGACAGGAGGUGAACAAAACCCUCUGGGAGCUGCCCAGGAGAUACACGUCCCUCCACCCCGUGGGGUCCGGAGCCUACGGCUCAGUGUGCUCAGCCAUAGACAAGAAGACGGGGGAGAAAGUGGCUAUCAAGAAGCUCUGCCGCCCGUUCCAGUCGGAGAUCUUUGCCAAGAGGGCGUACAGAGAGCUCAUGCUGCUGAAGCACAUGCAACACGAGAACGUCAUUGGGCUGCUUGACGUCUUCACCUCCGCCCCCUCCUACCAGGGAUUCCAGGACUUCUACCUGGUGAUGCCAUACAUGCGGACAGACUUACAAAAGAUCAUGGGACAUGAAUUCAGUGACGAAAAGAUCCAGUACCUGGUCUACCAAAUGCUGAAAGGGCUGAAG
Molecule: messenger RNA, 417 nt
Organism: Tauraco erythrolophus (red-crested turaco)
Lineage: Eukaryota; Metazoa; Chordata; Aves; Musophagiformes; Musophagidae
Source: RefSeq, a predicted model, not a curated record